AUGAACGAACAGUGCUGGAAAGAUGUAGCUGGAAUAUGGCAGUACCAACAGGGAGAACAUCAACAGGACAACAUCAACAGGACAACAUCAACAGGACAACAUCAACAGGACAACAUCAACAGGACAACAUCAACAGGACAACAUCAACAGGACAACAUCAACAGGACAACAUCAACAGGACAACAUCAACAGGACAACAUCAACAGGACAACAUCAACAGGACAACAUCAACAGGACAACAUCAACAGGACAACAUCAACAGGACAACAUCAACAGGACAACAUCAACAGGACAACAUCAACAGGACAACAUCAACAGGACAUCAACAGGGCGACCAAAUAA
Molecule: messenger RNA, 342 nt
Organism: Penicillium maclennaniae
Lineage: Eukaryota; Fungi; Ascomycota; Eurotiomycetes; Eurotiales; Aspergillaceae
Exons: 1
Coding region: 1-342 (113 amino acids)
Source: RefSeq, a predicted model, not a curated record